CACGUCGUAUAAUAUUCAUAAUUUGCUGUAUCAACAUGAGUGAAACACAAUCAAAAACUGACUUGGAAUCUAUUGUUAAGAUUCAGACUUUUGUAUUUUUUGAUUUGGAGACAACAGGUCUCAUUCACGGCUCUAGUAUGCCCAAAAUAACCGAAAUAUCAUUAGUUGCAACGUCGAGAGAUUCCUUAUUCAGCAGGGACCACAGGUUGCCCAGAGUUUUGCACAAGCUCCUGAUUCCAGUGCAACCGAUGCGACUCAUUCCAUUGAUAGUUUCUGAAAAAACAGGUCUCUACAACGAUUUAUUGGAACAUGAGAAGCCGUUUGAUCAUCAUACAUUCGACUUAUUGAACUCUUUUAUCAGCAGACUGCAUCCUCCGAUGUGUUUUGUGGCUCACAAUGGAAAGAGAUUUGAUUACCCGAUUAUUUUGUCUGAGUUGAAUCGCAUCGGAAGGACUUUACCCGAGAAUAUUUUAUGCAUUGAUUCGUUAGAUGCAUUUAGACAUUUCUUUAGGCAUGGUCAUUCUGACGAAAGUAAAAAACCUGUUGCUCUGUCAGUUAUAUCCAAGGAUGAGAGCACGACAUUCUUUGAUGACGGAAUCGACGCAAAACUUUCUGCAGCCCUUGAUACAUAUACAGUCACUUCAACAUCAUUAGGAAACUCAAUGCAAAAAUUAAAUGAGACAACACCAACUCAUCAGAAGAGCAGUCCAAUGAAUAUCAAACCCCGUAAGCUAUUCAAGAGAGAAUAUGGAUCACCAGCUAAAAAACGAUUAGAAUUUACCUAUGGUGCACCUGCUAAUUUCAAAUUGGAAACACUGUACAGGCACUUCAUGGGUGCUGAUCCACUCAAUUCUCACUCCGCAGAGGAUGAUUGUUUAUCGCUGCUUAGUUGCGUACUGAAAAUCGGUGUUUCGUUCGUUUCUUGGGCAGACCGCAAUGCUGGUCCAUUAAUUCGAUGUGCAAUAAAAAAGUAGUAAACUCCAUCUUGUAGAUGGAGUUUUAUUGUGAGAUCUCAGUACCAAAGAGAUUUGUGAAUGUUGCUAUGAAAAUAAAUAUAGCAUGCUAGUUAGAGUUGUUGAUGAAUCACAGUUGUCCAGAGCAAGAAUUAAUCAUAUGCAGAUACAAUGCAUAGCGAUUUUGCUCUAAUAAGUUAAGUUGGGUUAAAAGAAAAAUUUACGGUUCUUGCGAAAAUGAAUAUAUUCUUCAUAAUCAAUGUUCUGUGAUAUGCAGUCUCCCAUCGAUUACGCUAAUUUUUCUUACAUUUUACCUAUUUAAAAUUGAUAUAUUUUUUAAUCGAAACCAUGUCAUGUUUGGGUUUGCAAGAAAAAAAAUCGCCAAUCUAUUUUGGCGUAUAU
Messenger RNA from Diprion similis, 1355 nucleotides. RefSeq names its product three prime repair exonuclease 2. The transcript has 4 exons. The record is from RefSeq and is a predicted model, not a curated record. Gene Ontology annotation, molecular function: nucleic acid binding; 3'-5'-DNA exonuclease activity. Gene Ontology annotation, biological process: DNA catabolic process. Lineage: Eukaryota; Metazoa; Arthropoda; Insecta; Hymenoptera; Diprionidae. Gene Ontology annotation, cellular component: cytoplasm. Bases 36 to 974 code for a protein of 312 amino acids.